AUCUAAGAUCUUGACUCUAAAAUUAAGAAAAAUAAAGCAGCUUUACUCCAUUGAUUACUCUUCAGAAAGAGAGAAUAAAACAGAAGUUCUGAAAUCUAUGUUGAGCUUCAAGUGAUCAGUGACAAUCUCCAAGCUGUAUGAGAUUUCGUUCUUGUUGUGUUUGAGGCUUUAAGUGUUAUAGUGAGCUUAUAAAAGAGUGAAAAAAUGAUGGGUCGGUCGUCAAAUUUGCUGUCAAGGAGUGGAAGUUUCAGGCCAGAAAAUUUGGGGCAAAAUGCAAUGGCAAUGAUAGGGAACUUGUGUUUCACUAUAUUUGUAGUUGGGGUUUUGAUUUUCACCAUAAUUGCUGCAACUUAUGAGCCUGAAGACCCUUUAUUCCACCCUUCAACAAAGAUGACUAAUUUCCUUACUUCCAAAUCCAAUGCUACAUUUAAGGCUGAUGAUACUGUUGUGAGAACUGGUGAGGACUUUCUUGGUCCUAAUCAGACCGUGUUUUCGACUUUUAUAAACCUCACUGAUGUUGAUGUUCCGAUGGCUAUUGGCACUGAAAGUGUAACUGAGGAUAACUUGGAUUGUCGUGGCAAGACGGAUGAUCCCAUUGAUUGUACUGACCCGGAUGUGUUUCAUUUGUUGAUGAGGGCUGCCAUUGAGAAGUUUAAGGACAUACAUUUUUUCCGGUUUGGGAAGCCAGUUCGAGGGUCGAAUGAUAGUUCCUGCCACAUGGCGUGGCGGUUUAGGCCUAAGGAAGGGAAGACUGCUUCCCUUUAUAAGGAUUACCGGUCUUUUGUGGUUUCUAGAUCGGAGAACUGCACGCUUGAUGUGGUCAGUAUAGGUGAUUAUCAUUCCGGUGGAAAUGCUCGUAAGAGGAAGAGAAAGAACAAGGGAGGGUCGGACAGAACUACUGCUAAGCUAGAUGAAGGUUUUGAGAAGGCACCUCAGAAGAUAGAGGGACAAGAUAUCGCUUUGCCUGUAGUUGGGGAAGCUGUAAAUGACUCACUUCCUGUGGUGGAGUCGGAGAGUUCAUUCGGUAGUGGUAAGUAUUUGAUUUAUUCUGGAGGUGGAGAUAGGUGCAAGAGCAUGAACCAUUAUCUUUGGAGUUUCAUGUGUGCGUUGGGUGAGGCUCAAUAUUUGAACAGGACGUUGAUAAUGGACUUAACUAUUUGUUUAAACAAGAUUUACACUUCAUCUGGUGUGGAUGAGGAAGGAAAGGAUUUCAGGUUUUACUUUGAUUUUGAGCACUUAAAGGAUUCAGCGUCCGUCCUUGAUCAGGUUCAGUUUUGGUCAGAUUGGAAUAAAUGGCAUAAAAAGGAUAGAUUAGGUCUCCAUCUUGUGGAGGAUUUUAGGAUUACGCCGAUGAAGUUAUCUGAAGUGAAGGAUACUUUAAUUAUGAGGAAAUUUGGUUCCGUAGAGCCAGAUAAUUACUGGUACAGGGUAUGUGAGGGUGAAACAGAAUCUAUCGUUCAACGACCAUGGCAUCUGGUAUGGAAAUCAAGACGGUUGAUGGACAUUGUUUCAGCUGUUGCGUCGAGGUUGAAUUGGGAUUAUGACUCAGUUCAUGUUGUAAGGGGGGAGAAGGCAAGGAAUCGUGAAAUGUGGCCACAUUUGGCAGAAGAUACUUCUCCCGAGUCUUUACUAUCUACCUUGCAGGACAAGAUCGAUGAUGGAAGGAACCUGUAUAUCGCAACGGAUGAACCAGAUACAUCCUUUUUUGACCCCUUAAAAGACAAGUACUCAACGCAUUUCCUUGAUGAAUAUAAAGAUCUUUGGGAUGAAAACAGCGAGUGGUAUGCAGAGACAGCAAAACUUAAUAACGGGAAUCCAGUUGAAUUUGAUGGGUACAUGAGGGUUUCAGUUGAUACCGAAGUUUUCUUCAGAGGUAAAAAGCAGAUUGAGACAUUUAAUGAUCUCACCAAAGACUGCAAGGAUGGAAUUAAUACGUGCACUUCGUCCAGCUAAUUUCUGGCUAGCGUUUGAAGCUUUACUCCUGCAGUGUUUGGGUAAAUCUAUAUCCCGUUUUGUUGUUUUAGGUAAAUUUUGGUCUUAAUUUGUAGAAUGCAUUCGUACGUAUCUAUUCUGAAAAGCAAUAAUAGAUUAUUUCUUUAGUUGGUACAACUUUUGUUAGUGUAGUUGCAUUGUACUCAGUGUCUGCUUCAAGCUUGUAUCCCUUCAUUUGGUAAGUUAAUAAGAAUGUUAUUCGUCUUCCUGACUUAAA
This is a messenger RNA of Nicotiana tabacum (common tobacco), 2209 nucleotides long. RefSeq lists its product as uncharacterized. Gene Ontology annotation, cellular component: Golgi apparatus. Lineage: Eukaryota; Viridiplantae; Streptophyta; Magnoliopsida; Solanales; Solanaceae. The record is from RefSeq and is a predicted model, not a curated record.